Molecule: messenger RNA, 1960 nt
Organism: Amphimedon queenslandica
Lineage: Eukaryota; Metazoa; Porifera; Demospongiae; Haplosclerida; Niphatidae
Product: L-asparaginase 1-like
Exons: 13
Coding region: 18-1814 (598 amino acids)
Biological process (GO): amino acid metabolic process
Molecular function (GO): asparaginase activity; protein binding
Source: RefSeq, a predicted model, not a curated record
GUAAAAAAUAAUUAAUCAUGGGCCACACCUUCGACACACCACUAGCUCGGCAGUCGGCACUACACGACACAGUUGCAGUAAAAAUGAGUGAGUUUUUGUGGAAGAAGGAAGACCUGGCUGGUUCUAGUCAUUCAGAAAAGAAAAGGAGAGUACUAGUCUUAUAUACUGGUGGAACUAUUGGCAUGAAGUGGACGGAGAAAGGGUAUUCACCUGUGAAGGAUUAUUUUGAAGACAAGAUACAGACGUAUCCAAUGCUCAAAGACACCCAAUACGUCAUUAGUAGUCUAGAGACGGAGAGAUUUGAAGGAAUCAAACCAAUACCACUACCUUUAACCAUUCGUAAUUACCGAAUACUGUAUGGUAUAAAGGAGUACACUCCAUUGCUUGACUCCAGUAACAUGUCAAUGACCGACUGGGCAUACAUAGCCAGUGACAUAAGGAAAUAUUAUGCAAAAUUUGAUGCCUUUGUCAUCCUCCAUGGAACAGAUACCAUGGCAUACACGGCCUCUGCACUGUCUUUUAUGCUAGAGAACUUAGGAAAGACCAUCAUAUUGACAGGAUCACAGAUUCCAUUGUCAGAGUUAAGAAGUGAUGGAAGAGACAACCUGCUCGAGUCACUGAUCAUUGCUGGGGAGUUUGUUAUACCUGAGGUCCUCCUUUAUUUCAAUAACAAGUUAUUCAGGGGAAAUAGAACGGUUAAAAUGAACUCGAGUAGACUCGAUGCUUUCUCUUCUCCUAAUUUCCCUCCCAUUGCAAGAGUCGGAGUAGAUAUAAAAGUGAACUGGGAGUCAGUGUUUAGGCCAAGCAGUACUGAGAAGUUUCAUGUUCAUUCAGACAUGAAUUCAAAUGUUGGGAUACUUAGACUGUUCCCUGGAAUAUCAAAAGCAGCUAUCUGUUCUUUUCUACAGCCCCCAAUGGAGGGCGUGGUCCUCCAGUCGUAUGGUGCCGGUAACAUUCCUGACAGUCGUUCUGAUAUUAUUCAAGAAUUAUCAGCUGCUACCGAGAGAGGAGUCAUAAUAGUGAACUGCAGUCAGUGCUUCUCUGGUUACGUCAGUGAGAAAUAUGCAGCUGGACUGAUAUUAAGAGAUGCUAAUGUCAUACCUGGAUAUGAUAUGACUCCAGAGGCUUCUCUUACUAAACUGUCUUACCUGCUCAGUCGGUCUGAGCUCUCACUAGAAGAGAAACGUAAACUAAUGGAAGAGAACCUAAGAGGAGAGAAGACGGUCAUUAACGAACAGUCCGACCCUCAGUCUUUAUUAAACGAUACCAAUUUAUUAAGAUCGCUAACAAAACUUCUCACUUCAAACACUGAUGUGAAGCUGUUACGUGAGUCAUUAUUUCCUUCUCUGCUCUGUAAAGCUGCUUCUGAGGGUGAUCUAGAAGCUCUGAAAACACUCAAAAAAGAAGGAGGUGAUGUUGCAUUUCCGGACUAUACUGGCCUGACUCCGCUUCAUUUAGCUGCUAGACGAGGUCAUUAUGACACUGUUCAUUAUUUGCUCGUUAAUGGAGCCUCGGUACACAUGAAGGACUCACUACAUCGCACUCCACUACAUGAAGCUAUAAGUUUUAAGCAACUCGAUAUUAUAAAACUCUUAGUACAGACUGGUGCACACAUAAAUGAGACCCCAACUGAGAUUGGCAGCAAACUAUGCCUAGCUGCUUCGGUGGAUGAUGUGAAAUUGGUUGAAGCUUGGAGACUGGCAGGAGCUGAUAUGAACUCAAAAGAUUACUCUGGAAAUACAGCCAGCAGUAUAGCUCAAGCAGGUUCUCAAGUCUCACAGUAUCUGGCUAAAAUCAAGUGCAAAGAAAACUAAGAUGUUUUAUAGUAUCCUAAAUAAGCAAGUAUUUCUCUUACAGUCAGCUGUCGUUUUUAGCAAAACCAUUGUUUUUAUAUUAAUCAUUGUAAUUGUUAUGUUACCUAAGGUCUUUGAAAAAAUUCCUAUUUUGAUUGCUCUCAUAA